AUGGCAAUGGCAUACCAUCAACCCCAGCAGUACGCUCCACCUCCAGGUCCGCCGCCGCACCAUGCCGUGUAUGGGCACCCUCAAAGCCAGCCAACUUAUCAUCCACCGCCCGCUCCUAUGCAAUGCCAAAUCCAAGGCCGAGCUCGGUACAAAAUCACCAAGCCUUCUUUCCAUGACCGUUACGAGUGCAAGCCUGACAAUGCACCCGACGGUCUUGCACCCUACAGCCUUGCCAUCUCAAACAAUCAGAAGAAGCACCCCGACUUGGUCUUGAAUGCCGAGGGGAUCGCAAUGGCUGCCUGCUAUUUCCCAAAGACAAGCAAUUAUUACAAUAGCGACGAGAAGGUAUUCCGCAUUGGCCUUGGUGAUCCAUCAAAUGUUCGAUGGACAGAAAUGCUGUACCGCGGAAAGGAUAAAUACGGCUGGACGUUUACUUUGAACCUUCCAGACACAGAACAGCCUAUUCCAAUGACAUGGAGGAAGGACAACCGCGUGGCUGUAGAUGGUAUGAAAGCUUCUCGUUUAAGCGACAAUAACUUCAAGCUGCUGGAUCCAAAUGGCCAGCUCAUGGCAGUCUUUACAAGCCACACCAUGAGCUUCCGCCUCAGCGCUGUUGGAACUUUACAGAUCAACAUGGAUCUCGGCCCCAUGUUUGAGUAUGCCGUCAUCACAACUUUGUUGUCUAUCUACGAUUUUCAGAAGCGCGAAGAGGACAGUAGAUCAAGCAAUACCAGCGCUGCGGGUGCCGCAGCCGCCAGUAGUUCUUGUUAA
Fusarium oxysporum Fo47 is the source of this 771-nucleotide messenger RNA. RefSeq lists its product as uncharacterized. Bases 1 to 771 code for a protein of 256 amino acids. The transcript has a single exon. Lineage: Eukaryota; Fungi; Ascomycota; Sordariomycetes; Hypocreales; Nectriaceae. The record is from RefSeq and is a predicted model, not a curated record.